Messenger RNA from Acanthaster planci (crown-of-thorns starfish), 1289 nucleotides. RefSeq lists its product as uncharacterized. The record is from RefSeq and is a predicted model, not a curated record. Lineage: Eukaryota; Metazoa; Echinodermata; Asteroidea; Valvatida; Acanthasteridae.
AAUCAUAUAUUUCGGAGCACUGAUUUAAUCUUAUAUUUUGGUCGAUAUUCUGAUCACGCAGCCCUUCCAUAGUUUUACCGUGACUGGUAAGCAAAGUUACCACUGUGACGUAGAAAGAACAGGCGGUUUACACUGAUUACAAUGACGAGUUGCUGUUGUCAUGGUAACUGCGAGGAGCCUGUGACGUGAUCCAAAUCACUCAGCCUCCUUUCCACUAUGCUGAGUGCAUCAUUGCAACCUGGUCCCAUCGGUCCUGGCUGAAGUCGUUGCUCUCCUUUGAAUUACUUCGUGAAAUUAGACCGUCAUGGUAAAUAAAAUGUCAACAACGAUGUGCAAUUUACGCCUUCUUUUGCUGAGUACCCCGAUGAUAGUUUUGUCUUUAAGCAGCGUCGAAGGGACAGCAUGUUGCGCCCUGGCAGUGGCCGAAGCCGGGGAGGAUUUUACCGCACUCCGAGACAAGACAUUCGCUGCCUUCAGACAGGAAUGCCGGGUGAAGGAUAGCACCCCUUGCCCGUUUACCACUGAGCCAGCCACGCCGCAUCAGUUUGAUUUUGUCCUGAGGCCUAUCAUCCCGCCUUUUCGUUUGGAUUUCACUCUCAGAGCCCCGAAGGAUGCGAUAGUAGCACUGGCAGAAGACAUGACCGAAGACUCCAUCUUCGCCGAGAUAGGAAUUGGCAGUUGGGGAAAUGUAAAAUCAACCAUUAGACCCUGCUAUACGAUCUUGCAUGGAUGCUUCGAUUUACUAGGAGGCAAUACUGUGCACGAUGAGGCCGGCAUCGUCAGCGACGUUGAAAGUCGGCCCUUCUGGAUCGAGUACAAAGGGGGCGUGGUGACUGUCGGCAAGGGGGGACAGACGGAAGCUUUCAUGGAGUGGGACGCCGCAAGCUACCACGAUAAAUUCCCCGUUCCUGUACACGUUGGGAUCUCUACUUACCAGUCUUAUGGCAAUUGGGUAUUUUACACGUUCUGCAAAUAAAUUUGCCAACUUCAGUAAUGUGGACUGUAUUAUAUUGUAGAGCUAUAGGCCAACCGUAAAGAGUUUUGAUUCGGCCACUUCGGUCGGUUUCUCAAGUGAGAUUCUUUGAUGUUUACAUGGUUUUCUGGUUAGACUUAGGCCCUAUAUUCAUAUUAACUGACAUUAAUUUUAGUGAAAUGCAUUCUAUUCUUGAUUAAAACUAGUUUUAAUUGCUCUGUAGAAUACGUUUUCAUGACACUUUCAUGGUAUAGAAGUUUGCAAUGUAUAUUCUUCAUACUAAGAGUGACAUCCAUGAUUGGUCACAGUAAGAAUG